This is a messenger RNA of Zerene cesonia (dogface butterfly), 2864 nucleotides long. RefSeq lists its product as uncharacterized. The record is from RefSeq and is a predicted model, not a curated record. The transcript is spliced from 17 exons. NCBI's taxonomy places the organism in Eukaryota, Metazoa, Arthropoda, Insecta, Lepidoptera, Pieridae. The coding region runs from base 1 to 2574 and encodes 857 amino acids.
AUGGAGGUCAUUGAAGAUGGCAAUAUUAUGGACAGGAUUCCUAUCCUGUUGCAAAGAGAUUUGGAAUAUUAUCAGAAUAAUCAGACAGUCCUCUCAGAGAAAGUAUGCAGUGGUGUUGUUGGUGGGAGACUGGAUUUUCCAAGGAGUGCUUCAUUUGCAGCAGUGAAAAUUGUAUUGUGGCUGGAAGAAGAGUUUUCAAUUGCAUUCAAGCAAGGUUCUGGUAUGUUUGUCACAUUAGAGGACGAAAAUAUUGAAGCAGGCGUCGCUAAGACUUCAGAUCCGGAUAAAUUUGUUCAGCUUGCAAUCAAAUCUAGUGAUUCACUCUUAGAGCAUCUACACAUGCUAGCACAAGAAGCAUUAGAUCAUGCUGACUUGCCAGUAUUGACUGCGACUUUGGGCGCAGCUGCGUUACUGAAAAACAGUCUUUACUGUUAUUUACAGCAUAUUGAGGAUACUGGUCUCGCUGAAAUGCAGUCUAUAAUGCAGGCUUGCUAUAAAAGAUAUGUGACAAUGUCUGAAGCGGUCGGUGAAAGGGUAUUGGAUCUUCAUAAUAGAGUGUUAUCUCUAUACAUUCUGCAAGACUCUGGUGGCAGACCGAUAGAUGUUAAGGGCAGGAGUACACAGGACACUGGUACCCCUUCAGUCCAAGGCUGGUGGCUUUAUAUGAAUGGCAGUAGAAAAGACCUCUGGGAUACAGUACCACCGCGUAUGGCACAGCGGAUAUUUGCAGGAAUGCUUAACGAAACUCUGACUAUCCUUACAGUGAGAUAUUGUCAGACAAACACGACAGACUCAACGAUUCCACUGCUAAUCAACGAUAUACUGAACGUGUUGCUAUGUGUUGCGCAACUGUUGCCCUGCAUUAGUAGCACGGGCGCGGACCUGGCUGGUCUGGAACGGUCGAGCCAAUCCCGCGACGUUAGGGACGUGCACGCAAAGUGUAACGAACUGUUUAAGUGUAUGGUGUAUAGAGGUGCGGAACUACACUUUUUACAUCAGGCAUUUAAAGAAAAAGAAGAGCCAAUGUUAAAGGAUUCUCCCUAUCCAUGGUUCACCUUCGUGAGCCCCAAUCUCUUUGAGAAUUUUGAUGACGUUACGGCUAACACGCAAGACCUAUCAAACAAAACUGCGAUCGGCUUGGAGCUUAUCGUUUUAUUGGCUCAGCCGCAGCCAUCUUGGGCUUUGUUAGUUAAGGUACUAAUGAUGCGAAACUGCCACCUAGCAAGAAUGCUUAUAAUUCAUGCCAUACGUAACAUGUCGGUCGAUAAUUCGCGUUGGCCAGCUGACGGGCUGUGGUACAGCGUCGAUGGCAGCAGACACAAGUGUGAUGGGUUUCUGUGCACUGCUGACGGAUUCUGUAGAUUUCAACCCGAUAGUAAUAAAGGAGAAGAAUAUGCCAGAGCAGCGGGCGCACUCACGUAUAUUUUAUCAAAUAUUGGAAGUAAAGCUGAAGUAAAGUCGACUUUAUGUUACGCUCUAGAAAUAUCGGGGCGAGAUUGGGCUGCUUGUUUGGAUAAAAGACAGGUCUGGUGUGAUAGACGACCUCCAUGGUUGGCCGGCGUGUUAGCACUAGUCGGUACAACACUACAGUUUAUACCUUCUAUUCUAGUGAAUGCUAUUCAAACUGGCGCUUCUAUGUAUCAGACGAUGUCCAUAUGCCUAACUUGUAUAUCACGAUCCCUACAAUGUGUUCCAAGAAGCUUCUUAAACACGGGGGAAGUGAUUCAGAAGGCGCUACCAUCUAAUGUGAGCCCGGUGGGGGGGUCGGUGGUACUGCAGAUGUUGAUAACUGUUGUCUAUGAGGAGUUGUUGAAAUGGGCGAAGAAAGAGGCGGCGAAGCAAGGAAAUAUUUCGAACGGCGAAGCGCACGAUAUGAAUGUACGCCAUCGACCCAGACCGAAACAAGUUAAAAUUGUUUCGAUGUACACCACAACAUCUAGUUCGAUAAGUUUCGAUGGCAGCCACAGUUCACCAGCGUCUAUCGCACUCGCUGUUGCGGAAGCGCUCUGUUCCAUAGAUGAAGAUGACAAACAUACAGCUGAAUUGGAGAGUUUAGUUGCGGAGACGAGGAAAACUUACACGCUGUCCAAUCUGUUCGGUCUGGAUGACUAUCCGGAGUUUGCUGAGUUUUUUGAAGAGGGCAAUGUGCCAGCGUCGAAUGCGGAGAAAACGAGCGAUGCCGCGGCGCUUACUAGCCAAAUAUUAAUGACAUCGGCCGGUAGAGACAGCCUAAGAGUAAUAUACGAUCACAUGUAUCUACAUUCGGAGAGGAUUUACAAGGAACUGUGCAUACAAGAUAACAGCGACGCAGACAUUUGUUUGAACAAAGCUCCUCUAUUGUACAUUAUGUUUCACAUUGGAAAACGACCGUUUGAUCAGUAUUUCCGAGGAGAAUGGUCAAUGCCAUGGAGUAGAUUAGUAGCGAAGGCAAGAUGUUGGUCCGGCGUAGAGGGCGCUAAGGUGCACAUAAACAGACGAACAGAGUUUCGCAACAUAAAAAAUCAAAAUAAAAACAAUAAACAGCUAAUGGAGUUGUACACAAUGUUUAAAACACAGCCUGAAGGCUUAUUGUAAAAUGAAUUGUCUUUUUUGCCUUGUCAAAAGAUGCCUGAGGAAUUAUUGUGUUUGGAGACGGACAGAUUAUUUGAUGAAGACAAUUAUGUGUAGUGCAUUUAAAUUUGAAUAUGUUUGCACUGGUGCACAGACAAUUAUUUAGGAUCUCUGCUUUAGGUAUGAUAAUCGUUGAAAACAAUACUUCCAGUACCACGAUUCAUAAAAUGGAUACCUAAUGCGAAUAAGCGAUGCACCCUAGUUUUAGAAAAAAAUUUAGUGUGUCGCUGUUUACUGCGCCUAUUUUAUAUUCU